AAACAUAAGAGUGAGAUAGUGCCACGGAACGCAAUUUUACAUCACGGUGUCGUCUCCUCCCUAAUUUUUCACUCAACGGUGUAAACCUGACUCAACAAUAAACAAUUGACGGGUACGGUCGGAAAUUUACUUCAAGUGCUACAUUUACUAAAAAUACACAAAUCUGCGGUUAUAAAUUUACUGCUAUAUUACUGAAAAUAACAUCCUACUUGAAUGCACGCAUGCGCGAGAUUUACUCCAGUUUACUCACUUUACUUCUGAAAAAUACCUGGUGUAAACGAAGUAAAUGUAAACACGUUUUGAGGUUAUAUUUUUGUGAAAGUAAAAUAGUGUGAAUUUUUCUGAAAUAUGGACAUGGAGACGCGAGAAUUAGUUUUAGUAGACGUCGAACACAAAAAACAAUAUAAACUAAUGCUGAGUGUUGAAGAUCAUGCAAGGGCAACACAAGACAUGGCAUUUGCAUCUACUUUAUUGCAACAUGCUGUAAUUAAUGGAAUGCACAAUAAUGCCACGGAAGAUCACACGGAUUCAGCUGCUGAUGUCGAGGCUGCUGUGCACGAUAAUCCCACUGAAGGUUACACAGAACCAACUUCGCCACAAAGCGGAUACGAUACUGAUGAUUUAUGCCGUUGGUCCUUUGAAGGAGUAACUUUGUUGUUAAACCUGUAUGGAGAAAAACAGGAUGUAUUAGUGAAGGGGAAGGUGAAACAAAAAGCUUUUUGGAAUAGUAUUGCCGAAUUAAUGGCUAAACAUGGUUAUACGUACACUGCCAGUCAGUGUAAGACAAAACUUGCAACUUUGAAAAGGCAAUAUAAAAAGGUCAAGGACCAUAAUAAAGUAUCGGGAAAUGAUAGAAAAGAUUGGCCGUAUUUGGAAGCAAUGGAUGAAAUAUUUUCUUCUCAACCAUGGUUAGUACCAGUUUCUUUAGCCAGUAGUAGUAGUGCGAGCGUAAAUAGUGCUGCCAGUAGUAGCUCUACCAGUACAUCAAUUACACCUUCUACCUCAGCAACAUGUGCAAUAGCGAACAAAAAUUCACCAAAAACGGAGGGGAAGAAAAAACAAUCACCAAAAAAGAAUAGAAAAUUGGUGGACAUUUUAAACAAGUUGCGAGAAGAUAAAGAAAAGCAUCAUAAAGAAAGAAUGGAGAAAAGUACAGAAGCAUUAAGUUUAUUACGCACACUUGUUGAUAACAUUUCGAAAAAGUAAUGAUACUAAUACCUAAUUAUUUUUAUUAAUGUAUAAUAAAUUUAUUUUCAUUCGUAU
This is a messenger RNA of Photinus pyralis (common eastern firefly), 1263 nucleotides long. RefSeq lists its product as uncharacterized. Lineage: Eukaryota; Metazoa; Arthropoda; Insecta; Coleoptera; Lampyridae. The transcript has 5 exons. The record is from RefSeq and is a predicted model, not a curated record. The coding region runs from base 349 to 1206 and encodes 285 amino acids.